GACCUUAAACGAAGGCUAUAUUAUAUGUCAGGCACCAUCGGCCGAGCCGGACCACCGUCACCUUGAACGCGACCCAAGGAAUCAAAGCUGAAUGGCAUGCGGGCCAUCAAACCUCGAUAUCCGUCUUGCGCGACAUCCGAUACAUCUUGCGAGAUACAUCGCCGAGGGAAGCGAUGAGCAGUAUCCACCUCUGUUUCGCGAGUCCUGCCUCAGCAGGUGCCUCGGUUGCAUUCGUACUGAUUAGAGUUCUAGCCAGUAUUAGUCGAUGUGUGCGAAUUCCUCGGUUCGAAGACGACGUUGAUCCCUUUGCACCGCUUAUUCUAUUAUACUCCACGAGCAAACAACGUGUCAUGGCCCUCGUCUCCAGUACAGAUAGGGUGUGCAUAAGGAACAGCGAAAUCGAAUCGGACGGUGGACGUCUAUUAACCUUGCAGCAAGAAGAAUCUCAAUACCCGAAACGGACAAGAAAAAUAGAACGAAGGAUAGAAAGAAAGAUAAGUGGAAUGACACACCAUAAGUAAAACAACAAAGAGAUGCGAGUGAAGGUCAUAGGGAAAGUAUAAAAUAAAAUAAAAGGAAACGGAAAAAGGGGGGGGGAAAGUUUGGUCGAUCAACCUCGUUGGGGAUUGUAAGCUCGACCUUUGAAAACUCGCUGUCGAAACAGUUGUUUU
This is a messenger RNA of Sodiomyces alkalinus F11, 671 nucleotides long. RefSeq lists its product as hypothetical. The coding region runs from base 174 to 521 and encodes 115 amino acids. Lineage: Eukaryota; Fungi; Ascomycota; Sordariomycetes; Glomerellales; Plectosphaerellaceae. The transcript has a single exon. The record is from RefSeq and is a predicted model, not a curated record.